Oenanthe melanoleuca is the source of this 2545-nucleotide messenger RNA. RefSeq names its product mitogen-activated protein kinase 12 (gene MAPK12). Gene Ontology annotation, molecular function: ATP binding; MAP kinase activity. The transcript has 12 exons. Gene Ontology annotation, cellular component: cytoplasm; nucleus. Lineage: Eukaryota; Metazoa; Chordata; Aves; Passeriformes; Muscicapidae. The record is from RefSeq and is a predicted model, not a curated record. Gene Ontology annotation, biological process: MAPK cascade; protein phosphorylation. The coding region runs from base 101 to 1186 and encodes 361 amino acids.
GCCCGGCCCCUCAGCGCAGCCCGGCUCGGCGGCGCUGGCCGCUCCCGCUCCCCCGGCCCGGGCUCUUUGUCGGCGCGUGCCGGCGGGGGUCGGCAGCGCCAUGUCCUCCCCCAAGAAUGGCUUCUACCGGCAGGACAUCACCAAGACCCUCUGGGAAGUGCGGGACCGCUACCGGGACCUGCAGCCGGUGGGGUCCGGCGCCUACGGAGCCGUGUGCUCAGCCGUCGAUGGAAGAAGUGGUACCAAAGUGGCCAUUAAGAAAUUGUACCGCCCGUUUCAGUCUGAACUCUUUGCCAAACGAGCUUACCGAGAGCUGCGUCUCCUGAAACACAUGAAGCAUGAAAACGUCAUUGGAAUUUUGGAUGUGUUCACACCAGAUGUAACACUGGAGAAGUUUAAUGACUUCUACCUCGUCAUGCCAUUUAUGGGAACCGACUUGGGUAAGAUAAUGAAGCAUGAGAAGUUAACUGAAGAUCGAAUCCAGUUCCUGGUCUAUCAGAUGUUGAAAGGCUUAAAGUAUAUUCACUCAUCAGGCAUAAUUCACAGGGAUCUAAAGCCUGGAAACUUGGCCGUAAAUGAAGACUGUGAAUUGAAGAUCUUGGAUUUUGGAUUGGCAAGGCAUACAGACAGUGAGAUGACUGGCUAUGUGGUUACAAGGUGGUACAGAGCCCCAGAGGUCAUACUUAAUUGGAUGCAUUAUACUCAGACAGUUGACAUCUGGUCUGUGGGCUGUAUAAUGGCUGAGAUGAUAACAGGGAGACCUCUGUUCAAGGGAAAUGAUCAUCUGGACCAACUCACAGAAAUAAUGAAAGUAACAGGUACACCAACUCAAGAUUUUGUUCAAAAAUUGCACAGUCAAGAUGCAAAAAACUAUAUCAAAAGCCUACCAAAAGUCCAGAAGAAAGAUUUUGCAUCCAUCUUGAAGUAUGCAAAUCCUUUGGCUGUAAACCUUUUGGAGAAGAUGCUGGUGCUGGAUGCAGAGAAGCGAAUCACAGCAGCUGAGGCUUUGAUGCAUCCUUACUUUGAACCAGUUCACGAUCCUGAGGAGGAAAUUGAAGCUGAGAAAUACGACGACACAUUUGAUAACAUGGAUCUUCCACUAGAUGAGUGGAAGCGCAUUACAUAUAAAGAGAUAUUGAACUUCAAGCCACCACAGACACUGGACUCAAAGGAGACAGCAGUGUAAUUGUAUGGCUCAGUAUUUUCAGAACUCUGAGGAAGGCAGAAAAGUUGUAAAUGUUUGUGACAUUUCAGGUGUAUAAACUUAGCUCUAUGUAAUCUGUUUCAUCUGCACUGUAAGUAAAAGCAAUGUCCUUUACUCUGCAUGUGGAAGUUGGUGCCUCUGGGCAUAGCAUUUCGAAAAUAUCCAAAAACUUAUUUCUGCCUACAACUUCUCCUUUCUGCACGAAAGGACUCAGACUGCAAUAACCUGGUGCCAUGCUCAAAAGAGCAGGACGAAUUCUUCAACUCAGAGAUCAGAAGAGUACAAGUUACCACCCCAGGCAAGCUGGGAACACAGUAUGUUCAGUGUGCUGUGACUGCUCUCCCAGGCCACUGAACUGUCUUGAAUGCAAGAAGUACUCAUGUGACUUGUCUGGAAUAUUUCCCUUUGCUGAGAUACUGGGAAGGCUAAUCGUCUGUUAGCUCAGGGACUGCAGUGGGUAGCAGAGACACAGCCCAAAUGAGUGCCUGCAUCCCCUAUCCUGUGUGAGCGGAAGAAGACCUCAGAAGUGUUGAUGUCCUACCUUUUUUCAAAGUAGCCAGCAUAGCAGAACAAGAUUUCAUAAACUUGCUAGGUGAACAGUCACUGGAUAUAUAAUCACUGUAAAAUGUUUUUCUCUGAAUACAGUGAAUUUUCUUUGUAUAGUAGAGUAGGGAUCAAGGAUUUCCAGGGAGAAAUUCUGCAGAUUUUCUAAAAUUUUUUAAUCUCUCUUAACAUCUUGGUAUUGAAAUUAUCUCAGACAAUCAGCAGUGCUGAUUUUAAAAAUAAAGCUGCAUGUGGGUCACUUUAUGGAAAAUGUAAUGAGGACCAAAAUGAUACACUGCAGCUCUUCAUUGGGAAGACCUGCAGCAAGCUGGUUUUUUUUUUUCACAGUGUACAAAGCUCUUACUAGGUGAAGAAUAAUAAUUAUUCCCUUUUUUUACUCUUUUGAACUCAUCUUUGAAAAACCUUCAGACCUUUUGUUGAGAGGUACCUUAGCAGGACUCACCUUUCUUAUGGGUUAGAUGCGUCCUGAGCUCCUCUUUCUGUUCUGUUACUGUAUUUUCCUAGGUGCUUUGUAAGGGUCUCUGAGAGGUGGGAGAAAGAAUUGGCAAAUCUUUGUGAAGAAUUUCUAGAUGAAGUUGCUUGUCUUUCUUAAAGGUAUCUUCACAGUUGACUGUUUGGAUGUGGGUUAUUCUCAAUGUAAUACACUGUGGUGUAUUACUACUGAGUGAAAUGAACGUGAAGGAGGACAUUUGAUCUUGGCAGGUGGUAACUGGAAAAAAAGAAUUUACUUGGGUUUUUUUUCCUUUAAUAACAAAUAUAAACCGUAAGUUUAAUAAA